Molecule: messenger RNA, 753 nt
Organism: Rotaria sp. Silwood1
Lineage: Eukaryota; Metazoa; Rotifera; Eurotatoria; Philodinida; Philodinidae
Source: the annotation of a GenBank genome assembly
AUGCUAGAUAAUAGAACAGUUGGUACAUUUCAAACUGCUUAUUUACUUAAUAAACCACCUAACACAAAUGUUACAACAGCUGAUCUAUUUAAACAUCAUCAUUCGGUUCAUUCAUCAGUUCAACAAAAUUUUGCAACACCGGAACCACUUCAACUUUCUUCUGUAAUUCUUCACUCGCUUCAACUUGAAAAUGUAAUUAUCGAUGAAUUCGCAUUAGUUAUAUCAAAGCAGUAGAUUUUACUUGAAAUAUUAGGAUAAAAACUAGAAUAUCUUGCUUGAGUUCUAAAGAGAAAAAAAAACAAAAGAUUUUAAUUAGAAUAAAAAAAAGGAGAAAAUUCUGGAUUGUCGUAUAAAAAUCAGCAGACUUUUCUCUUGGUUUUUACCUUGAUAUUUCAUGAAGAACCGUCUGCUCAAGUUCCGUUUUUGAUGAGAGAAUUUCUAUCUUAAACCAAAUAGAUUUGACAACUUUCACUUACAUUAAUCUUUUUCUUCUGACUGUAAAAUAGAGAUGUGGGUGGGGUGUGGGUGUGGGUGUGGAUGUGGGUGUGGGUGUGGGUGUGGGUGUGGGUGUGAGUGUGGGUGUGAGUGUGGGUGUGGAUGUGGGUGUGGAUGGAUGUGGGGUGUGGGUGUGGGUGUGGGUGUAGGUGUAGGUGUGUGUGGGUGAUGGAGUAAUUGUCUAUAUAUACGCCCACCCCACACUCACACUCAAACCCACACCCACACCCACACCCACACCCACACCCACACCCACAC